Molecule: messenger RNA, 701 nt
Organism: Phragmites australis (common reed)
Lineage: Eukaryota; Viridiplantae; Streptophyta; Magnoliopsida; Poales; Poaceae
Exons: 4
Coding region: 1-492 (163 amino acids)
Cellular component (GO): nuclear membrane
Source: RefSeq, a predicted model, not a curated record
AUGGAGGAGGUGCAGGCCGCCGUGACGGCGCACCUGGAUCAGGUGUCAGGCCUCGUGCAAGCGCUAUCCUCCGAGCUACGCCGCGGGAUGGGCCCCGCCACCGAUAACUUGGGCACCUUCGUCCACGUCGUUGACUGGACGGAGCCAUGGCUGAUGUGCCUGAUGGCAUUCCAUGCGAUUCUGCUGCUCACCGCCGUCGGGUUGAGGAGGAAUGCCAACUUCCAGCUCUUCUUACUGUUUCUUGCUUAUUUAGGAGUAUAUCUGGCUGAAAAGAUGAAUAGAUACCUAGGAGAACACUGGAAGAAUUUUGCCAGUCAGAACUACUUCGACAGUGCUGGAGUUUUCAUCUCUGUCAUCUGGUCUGGCCCCCUUAUCUUCAUAUCUAUUUUCAGCAUGGUCAUCAGUCUCAUCGCAUUAUGUCGGCUGAUGGUGAAAUGGAAGAGAGCAGAACUCAGGCACCGGGCUCAACUUGCUCGUGACAAGCAGGAUUGAGAACAAUCCUUAUUAUGGUAGAACUGAAUGGUUUAGGGAUGUCGAUCUUUACUUUGGAUUGCAUCUUAGAAGGAUGUCCAAGAAUCAGGUGUUGUAAAUGAUGGAUGUGCUAGCAUGUAAUGAGCGUCUAUUGCUAUUAUUCUUGCUAAACAUGAACUCCAGUAGCACCUGGGCAUACUUAAUCAGAAAGAGAUUUGGCUUGUAGAUGC